This is a messenger RNA of Kwoniella shivajii, 2562 nucleotides long. RefSeq lists its product as uncharacterized. Gene Ontology annotation, molecular function: transcription cis-regulatory region binding; DNA-binding transcription activator activity, RNA polymerase II-specific. NCBI's taxonomy places the organism in Eukaryota, Fungi, Basidiomycota, Tremellomycetes, Tremellales, Cryptococcaceae. Gene Ontology annotation, cellular component: RNA polymerase II transcription regulator complex; nucleus. Gene Ontology annotation, biological process: regulation of DNA-templated transcription. Bases 1 to 2562 code for a protein of 853 amino acids. The transcript is spliced from 4 exons. The record is from RefSeq and is a predicted model, not a curated record.
AUGUCAGUCGCCAUUCCCCAAUCCAGACCUCAAUCCUCACUCGCCACUCGACCAAACAUGUUACCUAAAUCUUCCAAUACACAUUCCAGAAUUCAAGUACAACCUCGACCAUCCUCAUCCUCUUCAUCCUCUAAUCAACGACCAGUGAUGUCAAAGCCCAGCGGACCUCAAAUAGCUUCUAGGCCGCCUCCAUCAAAUGUCCAGUCUCAUACCCAUUCCAAUUUCAGAGGAAGCUCUGAUUCGACUUCGAGCUCAAGUUCGAAAUUAGUAUCCAAAGGAAAUUUGGCAAUGACACCUCCAAGUAUACCAUCACCGAGACCAACGAUAAUAUCUAGAAAUUCUUCAGUCGCUUCUACACCAGUCGCUAUACCCAUACCAUCCUCCUCCACCACUUCCAACUCUCAGAUGAACGCACCAUCAUCGAUAUCGGGAAAGGAUACUUCUUCAUCCGCAGGUAAAAUAUUCGCUAAACCAAGUAAAGAAUGGGUCCUUCCUGAAAGAGCUAAACCAGGUAGAAAAGUUAGUAUCGAGGAACCUGACAAUAAACGUCAAUCGCAAAACAGACUUUCACAAAGAGCACAUAGAGCUAGAAGAACAGACUAUAUUCAGACACUUGAAGAAAGAUUGAGACAAUAUGAAGCCAAUGAGAUCCAUUCAAAUGUCAGAUUACAAGAAGUAGCAAGAGCUUUAAAAGCAGAUAACGAAAGACUGAAAAAUGAACUUGAUAUCAUGAACAAACAAUCAACGGAUUUCAACAGUGAAAGAGAAUUAUGGGACUUGGAGAAGAAGAAUUACAAAGAUCUUUUGAACGGAUUGAAGAAUGAAAUUGACCUUUUGAAGAAACAAGGUUCAACAAGAUCAAUUGAAUCUACGAUUGUGAGAAUGGAAGUUGAUCAAGAUACAAUCGAUUCUUUAGUUCCUGGUCUAUCACCAAUAACAAGUAGAAGUAGAAGACCAACUUUAACUUCAACAACCUCUUUUUCAAUACCUUCUCGUCAACGAAAUAGCAUCUCGUAUCCAGUCGCACCGACUGAUAUACAAGUACCUCAAAAGAGAGAUUUGGUGGAUUGUCCAAUUUGUCCUAACCCAGAUCCUGAUUGUCCUUGUCAACAAGGUCCUUCAUCCGCAUCUACCUCCACUUCCAUCAUGCAUACCAAUCAAGCUAUAAGAAGGGAUAUCACCUUAGUCCAGCCUUCUACGUGCGGAUUAUGUCAUUCAACAGAUGAAUGUCUCUGUCGUGUAGUUGUUGACCGGGAAGAAGAAGAAGACGUUAAACCGAUCAUUUCAUCUUCGUCCCCUCGGAUCUCCUCUCCCACUAAAUCAUUCAAAGCACUAGACGAUGGAUGUGGAUUGUGUGCAGGAGGUGGAUUCUGCGCAUGUAGAGCUGCUUCCGAUACACCGAGCAAUAACUCCAAUUCAUCAGGAAUCAAUAAAGCCGUUUCUGCUUCGUCAACGACUCCCACUGUUGUCAGAGUGACUAGUUCAGCUGCUGCCAUGCCACUAAGGUUGAAGUCCAAGAGUUAUACAACAGGCAAACAGUCAAUAUGGACUUUGAACAACGUCACCACUACGACCGUCAACAUAUCACCCAAUGCAGAAGCUGUAUGUACCGGUGAUCCAGAUAAUUGCGAUGCGUGCAAAAAUGAUUCUUUCGGUCGAGAGUUCUGUCAACACCUGUUCGAAGAUUCUCAUCCGGAUGCAGUUGAAGGCACUGAAGGUUCUACAAAACCAAAAGGAUGCGGUAAUUGCUCAGGUCCAGGGGGAUGUAUGUCAAUCAAAUCAUUGAUUUCACCUACGCCGCAAGAGGUUGUUUCUUCUUCUUCUGUCCCUCUGAAGAGCAACAAGAUGAAUACUCCGUCUUAUCAACACGAUCAAUAUGACGAUGAACCUCAAGAGCAUCUGGGUUUGGCACCAAUUCAAAUGACGUGUUGUGGUAAUCCAGAACUAUGUGGCGGACAUCAUGGAGCUUCAACCUCAUGCACAGGUGAAAUCGUCUUGAACGGAUUAUCAUCGUCUUUCGGCGAUCACGAAGAUGAAGGUAAUGUCAGUGAGCAACAAUCGAGUCUGACAUCAAAUCUCAAAUCAAAUUUGGAGAUGAAUAGACCGAUGGUGCAUAUGCAUACCGAAUAUCAUCCGGAUGAUUAUCGAAAUCAUGAAGAUGACGACGACCAUACGAAAUUGAGACCUGAUCAAGCGUGGAAACAACUUAAGGCUCACCCAAAUGCGAAAUUUGCUUCUUUGGCAUUAUUAGCAGAUGUAGUAGCUAGACGUACUAAUGUACUGGGAUCGAUGAAUUCACCUUCUCCUGCGCCUUCCUCACCAUUAUCGUCAACGCAUCAUAAUCUGAACCCGAACCCGACUUCCCCGACAACGACAAUCAGCCAUAAACCAAUGAGUACUUCCUCGAACACCACGACUAGUGGGAUGGGAAGGAAAAGAGGUUUCGAUAUCGAAACUUCCGCUGUAAGGGAAGCCUUGAAAAUUUUAGAUAAAGCUACUCCUGUUGGUUCACCUGCUCCUGAAGGCGGGGAUGAGAGACAAGGCAAGAGAAGGAGGGUUUAA